Messenger RNA from Plasmodium vivax (malaria parasite P. vivax), 1860 nucleotides. RefSeq lists its product as hypothetical. NCBI's taxonomy places the organism in Eukaryota, Apicomplexa, Aconoidasida, Haemosporida, Plasmodiidae. The coding region runs from base 1 to 1860 and encodes 619 amino acids. The transcript has a single exon. The record is from RefSeq and is a predicted model, not a curated record.
AUGGCAGGUGCGAAGAAGGGGAGGGGCGACCAAAAGGGCAGCCUCAUGGGGAGCAACGCGCUAGAGGAGGACGCGGAUGAGAGUGAGGCGGGAGACGACUUAGACGGGGGGGACAUGUCGGACGACCUGCAAGGGGAAGAGGCAGCUGACGAGGCGGCCGACGUGGAGGCAGUCGACCGGGAGGCGGCGGACUUGGAAGAGCAGCAGUACAACGAGAUGAAGCAGUGGAAGUGGAAAGCAUCCCCCAAGAUGAAGGCGGUGUGCGGCAGCGCGGGGAAGGCGGCCAAGGGGAGAACCCCCCGGGGUAGCGGCUCCUCCGGUGUGGCAAUCCCCCAUGGUAGCGGCCCCUCCAAUGUGGCAACCCCCCAUGGUAGCGGCCCCUCCAAUGUGGUGAGCGCGCUGAAGGCCAUCGAAAGCCACGACAAUGGCGCGGAGGGCAGCAGAAGGGGAAAAGGCGGAAGGGCAACAAACGAAGAAAACGAGUCCUUAUACGAAGAGAAGAAGCAAAAGAUAUUGAUGAUUCAUCUUUUAAAAAGCAUUAAGGAACAGCUAGAUAGACAGAAGGAAAACUUUAACAGUUUCUUGUCCUUUCUAAGUGAAACCUACGCGAGCUACGAACGCUUUUACGUUUUUAAAAGCGUCAGUGGUGUGCGUGGUGGGGUGGGGGAUGAGGUGGAGAUUACGGCGCAGUCCUUUUUGAGUCUACAGGAGGAGAGCGCGCCCCCCAGGUGCGGUCAGCAGAGGGGGGGAGAAGUGGGCGAAGCGGGAGAAGCGGACGAGGAGCCGCAGGAACCGCAGGAGGAUGAAGAGGGGGAGGAGGCGGAAGAGGGGGGAGAGGCAGAAGAGGGGGAAAAAACGCCAAGUGGAGGCGGACCGCAAAACGGAGGCGGACCGCAAAACGGAGGCGGACCGCAAAACGGAGGCGGACCGCAAAACGGAGACGGACCGCAAAACGGAGACGUACCCCAAAACGGAGGCGUACCGCCAAGUGGAGACGCACCGCCAAACGCAGCCGACCAGGGGAAGGACGCAAAGAAGCCCUCGGGGCAAAUAAAACAAAUCAAAGGGUUCCUCCACGACAUGUUGCAGUCGAGCGAGCUGUCCGCGCAGCAGAAGGAGUACCUGCAGGUGAUUCUAAAGAUCCUCACCUUAGAAGACGACCUGCUGCAAAAGGAAAAGCUGCAAGUGGAGGUGAACAAAAAGAUAAUUGACGUCCUCUUGGGAAAGUCAAAUGAGCUGAGAAACAUAGCAGUGCAUCUGAGCAAAGGGGAGGGAGCAGGAGAAGCGGAAGGGAACCAACGAGUGGACUUGGCUCAGAACAUCGUCUCUAAUUUGCUAAAUUUUUCUGUGGAGUUAAAAAACACGGGGAAUAUAGUGUAUAAUAAUAUACAGGGGCAAGGAGAGCUGCUGCAAAGCAUAGAAAAGAACCUCAGCAAGGCAGAAAACGAGCUGAAGAAUGUGCGUGUGCAUACGGAGUAUCGGGGGGGCAAGAAGCCGGACGAGCCGCCCAGCGUGGACCCAAGUGGCAACGACGUCGUGGGGAUUGGCCAUACGGGGGGUGCCGCUACUCCCGCCGCUGCUUUCGCUACUUCCACUCCUCCUCGCCAGGAGGGUGGCGAGUCCGAGUUCCUCCAGUAUUGCAAUUCUGGGGAGGCGAACACAGAUUCCACCUGCCCCUUUGGACCCGCAUCUCCCUCCAAGAGGGGGCCUCCUGGCAUGGACCCCACCUCAGCGCCCACCAAGGGCACCCACAACAGAUUCACCCUGGAUGAGACCAUGAAGAACCAUUUUUUCAACAUUUUUGUGAAGGACUCCGUCACGCUGAGGAAGCUCUACCGCCUGCUCUACGACAUGUUCUAG